This is a messenger RNA of Lates calcarifer (barramundi perch), 3584 nucleotides long. Its product is annotated as beta-2 adrenergic receptor. The transcript has 4 exons. The record is from RefSeq and is a predicted model, not a curated record. The coding region runs from base 228 to 1676 and encodes 482 amino acids. Gene Ontology annotation, molecular function: norepinephrine binding; beta2-adrenergic receptor activity. Gene Ontology annotation, biological process: adenylate cyclase-activating adrenergic receptor signaling pathway; norepinephrine-epinephrine-mediated vasodilation involved in regulation of systemic arterial blood pressure; negative regulation of smooth muscle contraction. Gene Ontology annotation, cellular component: membrane. Lineage: Eukaryota; Metazoa; Chordata; Actinopteri; Centropomidae.
AGGGCAAGUGUGGCUGCAAGAGUGUGUUGAUACAUGAGCACAUACAGGAGAGAGAGAACGACAGAGUCGACAAAUGUGUGUGGGUGUGUGUUACACACAAAACUAGACAUUCAUAACUCAAGCAAAAAAGGAAGAGAGGCUGAAAGCUGCUGACAAACACAUUAUGAUGAUACUUUGUUUUGUGGAUUUAAAGGCCUCUGGAUUAUCAAAUCACUGGAUUGUAAAGCAUGGGGCAGAGCCUGGAGAUCAUGAAGUGUGUGAACCAGUCACAGCACAGCAACUCCUCACUGGUGGAGUACAGAGAUCCAGAGAUUGUGCUGCUUGGUGCUGCUAUGGCCAUUCUGAUUCUGGCCAUAGUUUUUGGUAACAUCCUGGUGAUUACAGCCAUCCUGCGGUUCCAGCGGCUCCAAACGGUCACCAACCUCUUCAUUACCUCUCUGGCUGUUGCCGACCUCAUCAUGGGCAUGGUUGUGGUGCCUUUUGGUUCCAGCAACAUCUUGCUGCAACACUGGCAGUUUGGAAACAUCAUGUGUGACCUCUGGACAGCUACUGACGUGCUGUGUGUAACAGCCAGUAUCGGAACACUGUGUGUGAUUGCUCUGGACCGCUACCUCGCCAUCACCUCGCCACUCCGAUACCCAACACUGCUCACCAGGGGUCGGGCCUUGGCGGUGAUACUUGGGGUGUGGACAGUAGCCUCCCUCAUCUCCUUCCCGCCCAUCCAUCUGAAGUUGUGGGUGGCAAACAAUACAAAUGCUCUGAAUUGCUCAAGGAGAGAGGACUGCUGUGAGUUCAACACCAAUCCAGAGUAUGCUGUGUCCUCCUCAGUUGUAUCGUUCUACCUGCCACUGGUGGUGAUGAUUUUCCUGUACACUCGGGUGUUCCAGGAGGCCCAGAAACAGUUGGAGAAGAUCAGAGGCAGGGAGAGGCAUUUCUAUAAUUUGCAUUACACUGCACAGCCGGUGCUGGGUAAACUCAAGGCAGGAGCUGAGUUGGGAGAGGAUAGACUAAACCUGCAGAAAACAGAAAGCAUGGAAACUGGUAUAGGGGAAAAGGGAGAAGAGAACAGAUCAAGGACAGAAAAGGGGGAAGGAAAAUAUUCUGCCACAAAGCGUCUUAAGAUUUGUCUGAAGGAGCACAAGGCUGUAAAAACUCUGGGGAUUAUCAUGGGGACCUUCACACUGUGUUGGCUGCCCUUCUUCAUCCUCAACAUCCUCCAUCACUGGAUCUGCUUGGGUGACAUUGAUCUAGUCUUCAAACUCCUCAACUGGCUGGGAUACGCCAAUUCAGCCUUCAACCCGCUCAUCUACUGCCGAAGCCCCGACUUCAGACACGCCUUUCAGGAAAUACUCUGUUUGAGGGGAAAGGGGGGAGGCUGGGCAGGGAGGAGAGGAUGGAGAUGGGGACGGGGAUGGUGCAAAGAGAGAAAUAAUCACUCCAAGCCCUUAGGGAGGACAAAUGGGGACUCAGACCUGAAUAGGGGGCUGGAUGUUCACCAGAGGACAGGGUGGGAGGGCAGUCUGGAGAGCUCUAUCCGAGACAGCCCGCUCACCCUGACUUCUGCGACUUCUUGCUGUGAGCAGGUUUUAGAGGUAGCUCCGGGUUCUCAGACGAACUGGCAGGCUAACAGUUCUGCUAAUGGGAGCUGUAAGCAAAAUCUGACUUCUAUUGCUUGACCAAAUAGGAUAUUAGAAUUCAUAUUGUGCAGUAAACACCAGUUUGAUGACGUUUAUCGUGUCUGUGUUGAGAACAACUCAACUUUUUGAUCGAUUUGAGCCCGUAGCUCAUUGUGUUGUCAACAAAUACCCUGUCAGGUGUAUUUCUGUCAGUGUUACUGGGUUUUACUUGUGUUCACAGUUCAACAUUGUAGAUCACAACUACAAAGGCAGCUACACAAGUAGACCAUAUUUCGCAGCAUGUGUCAGCUCUAAAAGAGGUCUGACUACUUGAGAGACAACUUUAUUGAAUAAAUAAAACCAAGCAUUAAAAGUUUCAUCAAACUGGUACUUAUAACAGAGGUAUUAUUGGAAGUUGCCUCUGUUAUUUUAUCCACCCAUUGUUUGUAUGAAUUAGACUGCAUAUGAAUUGUUACUGAACAGGUCAAAUAAGCAUUACAUUUUAAGGAUACAUGAGCUGUUACAUGUAUCACAGUAAAUAAGCGAUGACUGCUGGAUAGUGAUACAAAUAUCUUGCAUGUUCAUGCAUUCCAUAUAGUCAAAAUUCAAAGUUGCUGUAGCACCAACUACUUAUGAUCAAUGGUAGAACAUUCAGAAUUUACUGAACAACUUCCACUGGACUUGCUAUUUUCUACAUAAACCCACACGGCAGGAAACACGAGCAGGAAUUUAGCACUACAUUUAUAGUGUUAAUAACUUUGUCUGCCAACAACAAAAGUCCAAACGAAACCACCACAAAGAAGAGAUUUAAAAAAAAAAAAACUCUGUUGUUUGCCCUUUGGCUAAAAGUCUUAUUAAGAGAGAGAGGGUCCCAUUUGAAGCUCACUUAUAAUAACCGACCUCAGACUAUCAAAAACAGUCUGUUUUUUCAUUCCUUCCUGAUAAACCUCACAGCUGGUCCAAAACCAUUUACUGGUGUAUUUGUGUAUCAGAUAAACAUCUUGUGACUAUAACUGUUCUUUCUCUCACUGUGCUCUGUCUCUUUCAUCACGUAUUUGCUGGGUCUAUUUUCCCUCUCUCUCCAAACAUUGCUAUCUACCAACUCUUACCUUUUAUAUCCCGUCUGCUUUAACUCUUUUAUAGUAAGAACAUUGUAAUCUGUCAGACAGAGCUGGGGAGAUAAUUUUCAAGCAGUGGGAUCUGUUUCCACAGAAUCAUCUUUUACGCUCUCUGUCAAAACAUAGCAAUCAAAUUACACGUUUAAGUAUAUUACUCAGAAACUUGGUCGAAGGGAAAGUAUUUGGAUUAGUUUUUAUGUAAUUACAUUACUCAAAAUCAAAUCACAUUUUGAAAAUAACCUCCCCAGCCCUGCUUUUACAUGUAUAAAUAAUUAUUUAAGUUGGAUUAAAACAAAAUAGUGUACUGUAAAUAUGAUCUGCAAGUGUCUGUCUGUAUGUUUUGUGUACAUGUGAUUUCAGUGAUUGUUGACUGUUGUGUGCAUUUUAAAACUUGAAACAUGCCACUGAAUAUCUGUAAUUUACUGUAAUGUGAUAGGGAUUUGGUUUAUCUAACAGCCCAGAAAAGAAAACUGUAGUUUUGUCUUCAGUGGGAAUAAAAUAGAAUAGCUGAGUUUUAAAAUGCUUUGUGACAAAUGCCAGAAAUUACAGGCACUGAUCACACUGUCCCACGUAAUAAAUCUAAUUUAUCUGGCUCUCAAAAAAGAGAAAAAAUCAAACUAUGAUGUCUGUUGAUACAGGUGGACAUUUGAUUAAAUGCAUUAAGCAGCACUGAAAUACCAGUGUGUCUAUCUUCGGAUUCUUUGACAAAUCUGAAACUGAAAGUUAGUUUGAGAAGUGGAUUCUCUUUUCUACCUCUGUCAGCCACAUGAAUGUCAUUUCAUCUCUGUACAUAUUUAUUCGUAAACUGUUGUACAUGUUUGUGAGUAAAAAGAUGAAGUUUGAAACUGUA